GUGAAUAUAAUCACUUUCAACGGUAAAGCCAGUAAUUGAGGACAUAUACACAUAUACUAUCAUUCACCAUGCCUGCAAAUAUCCCCAAGCCUCCAUACGAGCCAGAGUUCGCGGCCUUCCUCGACAUCCUUCCAGGCCCGAAGGACUUCCCACCAGAGCUCAUUCCGGCCCUUCGCGAGGCCCAGAACGCUGCCGCAACCCUCGAGUCCACUCUUGCCGGCGAGUCUUUCACCCACGAAGAGCGAUCCGUCCCCGGUCCGCAUGGCCCCGUCACGCUCUCCAUCUUCCGGCCCACCGGCGUUGCGCCCGCACGCACCGGCAGCCCGGCGAUAUACUACUCGCACAGCGGCGGCAUGAUCUGCGGGAACCGCUUUACGGGCUUCAAGGAGGUCCUGCGGUGGGGAAAGGAAGCGGGCGCUGUGUGCAUCACCGUUGAGUACCGUCUUGCGCCGGAGCAUGCAUUUCCGGUGCCCUUAGACGACUGCUACGCGGGCCUGACUUGGAUCGGAGAGAAUCUCGCGGAGCUGGGCAUCGAUCCCGACUUCUUGAUGCUCGCAGGACAGAGUGCUGGCGGUAACCUGGCGGCCGCCAUGACCGUGCUGGCUCGUGACCGCAAUGGCCCCAGGAUCUGCGCUCAGUUGCUCGAUAGCCCCAUGAUCGACGACCGCAUGGAGACCAACUCGAGCCGCCAGUUCGUCGGCGAAGGCAGCUGGUCGCGCGGCUCUAACGUCACAGCUUGGACGUCCUACCUAGGCGCCUCGUCCGGCAAGUCCGGCGUGAGUCCCUUGGCGGCGCCCUCGCGGAUAACCAAUGCGGCGGGCCUGCCUCCGGCGUUUAUCUGCGCAGGCUCAGCAGAACUGUUCCGUGACGAGAGUAUCGCAUACGCACAGAAGCUGUGGGCGGCGGGUGUGCAGGUAGAGCUGCAUAUCUGGCAGGGCGGAUUUCAUAUGUUUGAUUACUUGGUACCGGACCAUCCUGUCUCGAAGGCGUCGAUUGAGACGAGGGUAGCGUGGGCGACAAGGUCGUUGAUGAAGCAGGCGCAGGCGAAGUUGUGAGAAGCAUGACGAUAGGCCGACAAGGGUAAAUAUGUGAUUGGCGGGGCGGCGAGAUUACCUCCCUCGAGACAGAACUAGCAAUAGCGUGACAAUUCGAUAUCCAAAGACAGAAAGCUGUAAGAUGAGUUGCUAAGUUGGAAAGUCCAAGUGUUCCUCAAUCGUGAUG
Messenger RNA from Ilyonectria robusta, 1221 nucleotides. RefSeq names its product alpha/beta hydrolase. Gene Ontology annotation, molecular function: hydrolase activity. Lineage: Eukaryota; Fungi; Ascomycota; Sordariomycetes; Hypocreales; Nectriaceae. Bases 69 to 1055 code for a protein of 328 amino acids. The transcript has 2 exons. The record is from RefSeq and is a predicted model, not a curated record.